AUGACUCUGCAGCCACCUGAUUAUUUUGUGCUCAUGAUAUCUGCGCUAUUAGUCAUAUUUGGAUUUGUCAUUCUUUAUCGCUUGAGCAAGCUUCCGUCGCGCUUGUACGCGAACUGCCUACGGUAUUCCGGAGCAUGUCUUAUUGCAAACGUCAUCAUAAUCUCUUGUUGGGAAUACAUCUACGAGUUUAGAGGGCCUAUUGGGACUAGCAUAUCAAAUUUCCUCAUGAGUAUAGAAGCUCUUUUAUUUAUUGUUGCUCAGCUCGAGUUUCUCAAAAUAUUCACAACGUUUUUCAAGUCUAUUACCCAUGAGCUUGUUUUGCGUGCUCAGAUCUGCAUCGUUGUUAUCAGCCAAAUCUAUGUGUUUAGUGCUUUCUACCCUCUAUACCCUCCCACUAUGCAUUAUCUUCGCACAGUGCAGAUUAUAUGGCCUGCAGUAUUUGGUUUAUACGACUUGUUUCAGCAAGUUUUUUUGAUUUACUUUGUAUUAUACAAAUUACGCAGCACUACAAAGAUAUUUCGUUUGCAGUUUGUGAUACUGGCAUUUACUGGCUUGGUGAUUAUGAUUGGAGGCGCAUAUAUUGAGCUUUGCAUUGGAUAUCAAAUGGGUCCGAGCAUUUCAUUAUUAGGAGGCUUGACAAUGCAUCUUUAUGGCGAAUGUAGUGUUGCAUCAAUGGAGAUAUUACGUAUUGCUCUUCAAGAUUCUAUUGCAAAACGUCCCAAAAAUCAGUAUUUAAAUACUGUGUUGGAUCCUCAGUCAUCGCAAAAAUCUCAAAAAUCUCAAAAACUCCAGAAACCUCAGAAAGCCGUAACAAGUUGA
This is a messenger RNA of Batrachochytrium dendrobatidis JAM81, 819 nucleotides long. RefSeq lists its product as uncharacterized. NCBI's taxonomy places the organism in Eukaryota, Fungi, Chytridiomycota, Chytridiomycetes, Rhizophydiales. The record is from RefSeq and is a predicted model, not a curated record. The coding region runs from base 1 to 819 and encodes 272 amino acids. The transcript has a single exon.